Messenger RNA from Priapulus caudatus, 686 nucleotides. Its product is annotated as E3 ubiquitin-protein ligase RNF181-like. Bases 140 to 589 code for a protein of 149 amino acids. The record is from RefSeq and is a predicted model, not a curated record. The transcript is spliced from 5 exons. NCBI's taxonomy places the organism in Eukaryota, Metazoa, Priapulida, Priapulimorpha, Priapulimorphida, Priapulidae.
UCCACAGUAAACAUUGCUGACUACAAGUACAACUAGAAUAAGUGCAAGUCAGCUGGAAAUGUAUAAUUAAUUAGUCACGGGUCACUGGCAGUUCUGCUGUCACUCAUAUUAUCAAUCUGUUGCAUAUUUCGAUGUUAGUAUGGCGUCGUAUUUUGAUGAACAUGACUGUGAGCCUCUCGGACCGGGAGAGCAACCAAAUCAUUUCCUACACCUAGCCAGAUUGUUGCUGGACUCGGGUGUUGCCGCACUGGAGGGACAAAUGUUUGGGGAGAAAAAGGCGCCGCCUGCUUCGAAGGAGGCAGUGGAACAGCUCCCUACGUACAGCCUAUCAGGGACGGAUCUAGGAAAACCGUGUCCGGUCUGUCUCUUGGAAUUCGCUCCGGAUGACAUGUUGAAAGCGAUGCCUUGCAAACACAGGUUCCACGCCUCCUGCAUACUGCCCUGGCUGCAGCAGACGAACUCCUGCCCCGUGUGUCGACACGAGCUACCGACCGACGACACCGACUACGAGGAGUUCAAACGACAGAAGGGGCGAGCGAAGGACCGUGAAGCAAGGAUAGAGCAGCUGCAUGAUAGCAUGUUCGGAUGAGUCGCACACUGAUGCAUCCAGCAUACACUAAAGCCCGGCGCACACGUGAGUUAUUUUACUCAAGUAAAAUGACGCACGAGUCAAAUUACUCAACGAA